CCAGCAGCCAGGCCAACGACACACAACUCUCUCGACUCGAAACGCGGUGUGACGUUCCACUCGUUUUGUGAGAAGCACAAAAAAUAGUGCGCUGUCAAAAAUUUUGUGUGCUUUGGUGCAUCGGUUCCCUUUCGCAGUUUCGGAAAUUCAGUGCUAAGAAGUUCCAUCUACCUCCGAUUAGGUCACUGUAGACAACGACGAUGGCCCUGGUGUGCGAUUUGAAGAUGCUGCUGGCCUGCCGCGGUGCCUUUGGUCAGAUCAGAAACAUCCAUCUGGCGGCCGCUAACAAUGCCGCGGCCAAGAAGGUCAAGAAGUUCCAAAUCUACCGUUGGAAUCCGGACAAGCCCGAGCAGAAGCCAUACAACCAGACCUACGAAGUGGAUCUGAGCGCCUGCGGCCCGAUGGUGCUCGAUGCCCUCAUCAAGAUCAAGAACGAAAUCGACCCCACGUUGACGUUCCGUCGUUCGUGUCGCGAGGGCAUUUGCGGGUCGUGUGCGAUGAACAUCGGAGGCACCAACACGUUGGCGUGCAUCAGCAAGAUCGAUGCCGACAACUUGGACAAGCCGACCAAGGUGUACCCGUUGCCGCACAUGUACGUGGUGAAGGACUUGGUGCCGGACAUGAACAAUUUCUACAACCAGUAUCGCUCGAUCCAGCCGUGGCUGCAGCGCAAGAACGAAGCCGGCGAGAAGAAGGGCGAUGCCCAGUACCUCCAGUCGGUGGACGACCGCGCCAAGCUGGACGGUUUGUACGAGUGCAUUCUGUGUGCUUGUUGCUCCACCUCGUGUCCCUCGUACUGGUGGAACGGCGACAAGUAUCUUGGUCCGGCCGUCCUUAUGCAGGCCUACCGUUGGAUUAUCGAUUCCCGUGACGAAUCGACGGCCGCUCGGUUGGACAAGCUGAAGGAUCCGUUCAGCGUUUACCGGUGCCACACCAUCAUGAACUGCACACGCACCUGCCCGAAGGGUCUCAAUCCGGGUAAGGCAAUUGCCGAGAUCAAGAAACUGCUGUCCGGUAUCGCCAAGAAGGACGCCCCCGGACUGGAAACGGCCGCUCUGCACGGUAAGUAAAUGGAGCUUGGAGAGAAGUGGUUCGACGAUCGGAUGUCAUGCGCAACAGUAUGGUUUGGAAAUUUUGAGCAAGCAAACUGUGACUAGAGUUAUAUGAAAGUUUUACUACGGCUUAGAAAUCGAAGGUACGUAUUGAUCCAGUGCUGAAUUGGAUAACUUAUUUAUGAAUCACAUGAAAAUUUCGGAUUAAACCUAUGUACUGUAAUAAAACCAUUGCUAAGGCAGAUUUGAUCUGCUGGAUAUUGAAA
Messenger RNA from Aedes aegypti (yellow fever mosquito), 1318 nucleotides. It is a transcript of the gene SdhB, whose product is annotated as succinate dehydrogenase [ubiquinone] iron-sulfur subunit, mitochondrial. Gene Ontology annotation, biological process: respiratory electron transport chain; aerobic respiration; tricarboxylic acid cycle. Gene Ontology annotation, molecular function: 2 iron, 2 sulfur cluster binding; electron transfer activity. NCBI's taxonomy places the organism in Eukaryota, Metazoa, Arthropoda, Insecta, Diptera, Culicidae. The record is from RefSeq and is a predicted model, not a curated record. Bases 201 to 1070 code for a protein of 289 amino acids. Gene Ontology annotation, cellular component: mitochondrial membrane. The transcript is spliced from 4 exons.